Molecule: messenger RNA, 1236 nt
Organism: Nomia melanderi (Alkali bee)
Lineage: Eukaryota; Metazoa; Arthropoda; Insecta; Hymenoptera; Halictidae
Source: RefSeq, a predicted model, not a curated record
AUGCCACCAAGAGAUUGGUGCGAGAAAGUCGAGGUAGGAUGUGCAAUAAAAUUAUUGGCGAUGGAACCUUAUCAGAAUCACAAUGUGAACGAUGAGAUUUAUGAUCUUCGGCAAACAUCUGCAUCACGAAGCAUUGACAGUAUCGAAUUUGUUGAUAAUACGUAUGAACAGACCAAAGAAGAUCGCGAAAGAGUCCUGAAGGUUUUUAAUAAUCAUCGAGACACAAUGGAAUACGCAUCCGAUUCUAGCAAUGAAAGCUACAAGGAGAUUCACAGGAAUCAAAUUGAACGGAAAACUUCACCCGCAAUUGUUGUGUCUAGUGCAUUCACGAUUGACAAUAUUCUUGGAAGGCACGAAGAAAAAGAUGCGGAAGUGUCAUCUAGUUAUAAUAAUUCGGAAGACAAGGACGAGGAGCAGGACGAAAGGGACGAGAAAGCAGAAGAAAUACAGUUUAUUAAACCAACGGCGAUUCCUGCUAUGCAUUCAGAUAUGGGACUAUAUGGGCCGACGGGUUUGUCAUAUUCUGAAGUUACAUUUGCAGAUCCGUCUGGAUAUUCAGCAACAUCUUUCGCUUCUGCAUCCCUUUUAUACAACAGUUGGUUCACUCAAACGAAACCUGGCCAAUUGUUUGGUUUGCAAGCGCCUAAACCAAGUGGGAGACGGUCCAGGAAGCCGGGAAUCGAUCGAAAACCUCGACAAGCAUACAGCGCGAAACAAUUGGAAAGACUUGAAGCAGAAUUCAAGAUUGACAAGUAUUUGAGCGUGAGCAAAAGAAUGGAACUGUCGAAAUCACUGAAUCUCACGGAAGUGCAGAUUAAGACAUGGUUCCAAAAUCGGCGUACCAAAUGGAAGAAACAACUUACCUCGAGGCUGAAAAUUGCUCAGAGACAGGGGCUGUUUCCACCUCCGUAUUUCCCACCAACACAGUACCCUCUGUUGCCGUAUUACACUUCACCCCUGGUGUUUGGGAAUCCAACAUCAGAUGACGCUAACGUGAACGUGGCAACGAUAUCGUCACGACCUGUGGUAUCGUCUCCAGAUACUGUCUGAACUGAUAUCGAUUCGCACUACUUAGCCGACCGUGAAUCGCGUGACGCCGAAGUGUAUUAAAAAUGUGACUAUACCAACUAUGGAAAAUAGGUUUUUUAAUUAAAUUACAGUCAAAAACAUUUAAUUUAAUAAGUUCAAGUAGAAAAAAUGGCUAUAUAAAAUGUGAAUAUUAAGUUAUCAGAAAUG